UAGUGAACUGCUGGAACUGCUUCAAUGGCAAGGCAUCUCCAUGGCAACCGCGGUGUUGUUGGAGACGCUCGGUUGCUUGGCAACAUCACUUACUUCGUGAGGGUACUACUUCCACGCGUAGUAGCCGCUAAGUUAGCUUUUUGCUAUUAUGUUCAUGAAAAAAAGUUUACGUUGUCUAGCUUGCUAAUUGAAAUGUAAGUGGCUGCCAGGCAUUGAUACAUAUUUUAAAAACAGUAUCGUUGUACAAGUUGAGAGCGGCGCGAUAGCAGUAACGUUAGCUAGAAGAAGCUAAAGAAAAUGUUAGCAAAACAAGAAAAUAAAGUAACGUUGACGUAAGUGAUUCGCGAACGUGGUAAUGGCGACCGAGUGGUCUCAAAAGGUGGAUUUAACCUGCUGAGUUUAUGCUGGAAUACCGGGACGCCUGUCCUGUGCUGAAGACGGACAUUGUAACGUUACUGCUUUAUGAGCUGUUCGAGCUAACAUUACUGGUAAACUGUAACGUGAUUUACUUUAUAACGGUGCACAUAGGCAAAAGGAAGACUUUCUCUGGCGUUUUACUUUGAGCAGAAAGGCAGCCGUAUGUGCCUGUGAGAAAUUACACCCUCAACACCUCACAGAAAACACCAACCAUGGCUGUCUCUGCUAUCAGGAAUUGGUGGAAUACCCACCAGUUGGACAAAUCGGACACCAAUGACUCUAACACAGAGGAAGAUGAGGAGGAAUUAGCAGGGAGGAGGCAGUUAUCUAUAAACCUUAGUCAGACUCUGCGGACCAGGCAGCUGCUCAUUGACUUUGAUGGUGGCCGACCUACUUUGAGUCUCAGGGCACCGCUGGACCUGGUUAACUUCCCAUCUAUCUUCCGCCCUCGUUGGCCCAUAGAAUGUGAGGUCAACAGCGACAUCAUCCAUCACAUAGAGUGGGACCCCCCAGAGCCGGAGCCUUUCUACCAGCCCACAGGACAUGAGAGGACACCCAUGCCAGUAGGAGAGCAGAGAGAGAAAAUGGUGUACUGCAUUGACCAUGCCACUAAGCGUCCCUAUUUCACCUGCUCCCGGGUCGGAGGAAGCAGGGGGCCCAUUAAGAGCGCCACUUCUUAUGACGGUCAGACAGACUUCACCCUUGAGUUUGAGUCACGCUUUGAGAGUGGGAACCUUCAGAAGGCUGCGCAAGUGGGUGUCUAUGACUAUGAGCUCACCCUGCGCACAGACAUGUACACCAGAAAGCACACACAGUGGUUUUACUUCAGGGUCAGGAACAUGAAGGCUGGAGUGACCUACCGCUUCACCAUCAUCAACUUGAUGAAGAGCAGCAGCCUGUAUUCACAGGGUAUGAGACCACUCCUCUACUCUGAGAGGGCUGCCAGUGACAAAGGGAUUGGAUGGCAACGCGCUGGCUCCAAUAUCAAAUACUACCGUAACAACAAUCAGAAUACAAAGGACAACAACAGCGACACAAUCGCCCUGUACUCACUCACCUGGACUCUCCAGUUCCCUUAUGACUCAGACACCUGCUACCUGGCCCACUGCUACCCCUACACCUAUUCUCACCUGCAGCGCUACCUUAGGCGCAUUUCUUCCAACCCAGCAGUUGCAUCAUACUGCACACUGCGGGUGCUGUGCCACAGCCUCGCUGGGAAUGCGGUGUAUGUGGUGACAGUAACGUCCCGGGGGGGCAGCAGAGUGCAGGGCAGGAAAAAAAAGGCUGUGGUGGUGACGGCCCGAGUGCACCCUGGAGAAACCAACGGAUCCUGGAUGAUGGAGGGGUUCCUAGACUUCCUGCUCGGGGACUCGGAAGAUGCUCAGCUACUCAGGGACAUUUUUGUUUUUAAGGUGGUGCCAAUGCUGAACCCUGAUGGUGUGGUAGUGGGUAAUUACCGCUGCUCUCUGGCAGGCAGGGACCUCAACAGAUAUUACAAGACAUUGCUCAGGGAUUCCUUCCCCUGUGUGUGGCACACCCGAAACAUGGUGGAAAGGCUGAUGGCUGAGACGGAUGUAGUUCUUUACUGUGACUUUCAUGGCCACAACCGUAAAAACAACGUGUUCAUGUACGGUUGUAACAACCGAGGCGAUGCUUCGCUGAAGCUGCACGAGAGAAUCUUUCCACUAAUGAUGAGCAAGAAUGCCAGUAAUAAGUUCUCUUUUAAGAGUUGUAAGUUUCGGGUGCAGAAGGGCAAAGAGGGAACAGGACGAGUCGCCAUGUGGAGACUAGGCAUCAAAAACAGCUACACUAUGGAGGCCACCUUUGGAGGCUCCACUCUGGGCGACAGGAGAGGAACACAUUUUACUACUCGAGACCUGAAGUCCCUCGGCUUUUACUUUUGUGACACCCUGCUGGACUACUGUGACCCAGAUCCGACAAAGACCACUUACUGUCUGACAGAGCUGGCAGCGUUGUUGACAAAGGAGGUCAGAGAGAGGCUGGGCAAAGAUUUGGGCACUGACUGUAAUUUCUCUGUGUCUGACCUGGAAACCAGCACCAGUGGUUCAAAUAGUUCUGAUUCUGAUGGACUCCCACUUCAUUUACUCAACCAGCCACAAACUGCCCACCCACAGUUUACCUCAGGCUCCUGCUCUCCUCCACAGCAAACAGUGAAGAAGAAGAAGAAACGCUUGAGGAGUUGUAAAGAGAGGGACACGCUGCGACCAGCGAGCGUGAAGAAUAACACACAGCCAAAGGUCCUGCAAAGCAGCGUAAAAAAUAUUGAGUCCAACCUGCCCCAUGAGGACACAGUUAAAGAGAUCAUCCAAGAGAGAACUGUCGGAAGACACAGGACGAAAUGGCAGGCAAAAGGUCUGAUAAGAAAAGCAGAGAUCCCGCCUCCCUCCACUCACCCUGGGGAGGUCACUCAGGUGACUCUGUGGCAGGGCUGCGAGCCGGUCAAGGACAGAAACAUGAAAGGUGCAUACCCGUAUCGCAGGGUAAAAGCAUGUCCACAUCUCAGCACAUACACAGAAGACCUGGGGAUGUAUACAGAACAGUGGAGGUGCUCCUCUCAGCUGCUGCACCUGAGUGCUCUCCUUCCACCUUCUCCAAAUCCCAUCCUACAUUCCAGCCAGCAACAGCAGCGCUGCCCCCAACCAUCCUUCGUCUCCUAUAAAGUCUACAGAGGGCUGCCACCUUCCCUUAAAGCGCUCCACAGGUCUCCCUCAUCCACGUACGUCAAGAUGAUCCCAGAUAUGUUUCCAAGAAAGCGCUUGCUGUCAACUUUCCCCACUGACGAGGUCGACGCCAGGCAUAUUAUCAGAAACUCUUUACUGGCCUCAGAACGUGACUUUGUGCCCGAGGAUUCCUCCCCGUCACACGCAGACGUGACCAAACCACUAAAUGAGGAACAGGAAGAAGACUCCUCAGAAGUGGGUUUGUCCCUGUUGAAAUGUAUAACACUUGGAGAGCAGAACCGGGGAGAUCUCACCCCGGACAUUCCCCGGAGAGAAACUGAACCACGCGGCAGUUUAUUUGUGCCUGUUCUGAAGGGAACAGACCUGAGAAGGAACGGACUAGGCAAUGAAACUUUGGAGGACAAAAGCCACCUGGGUGUAUUAUCCCCUUUGUCAAAGCCUUCUGGCCUCAUGAAGAUGGAACGUCCACGUCCUAAGAGUGGCACCCUCGGUAGGCUUCAGGCUAAGGACAUCAGGCACUAUUACUCUGGAAGAGAAAGCCAACUAAGUGCGGCAAUGGUCACAAGAUCAUCACAGUCUGCCCCACUGUAGGGCAUAAUAUUUAUAAUCUGGAAACUACAGCUUGAUAGAUAUUGUUCUCUCUAUUUUCGGGCCAGUGAUGGGAACCUGCUCUGAUGGAUCAAGAAGACUAUGAUGUGCGCUCGAACUUCAACAGAUGUGUUAAACCAGUGCUUCCCAACCUUUUUGGUCCGAGGUACCCCCACAGCCCUGUCAGAUGAACUCACGUACCCCUUCAUCGAUUCGCAAUGUAUGUUCCAAAUGUAUAACACUAUUCCUUAUACAAAAGUUUUCAUAAAAUUGAACUGUCAAUAUUAAGGUUGGUUUGGUCAGGAUUACCACUACUAGCCUACUAGGCUACUACUACUUAGAGUGAAGCUGAGUGAAGCUGAAUAUUUCAACAGUUUAUCCACUAACGUUUCUUUUAGCUAACUAAUUCAAACAUGUAUCCAGUACAUUACUUAUAAGUAAUCAUUUGAACUGUUUAGCCAUUAACUUUUAGCUAUCUGUUUAAACUUCUGUGCUCGCUUGCUAACUAGUUUUCUCUUACCCAAUUGCAACAUGUGGUGUUACAGUUGACUUAAUGUUAAUAUCUGGAUAUAUUCUUUUUUUAAUCAAAUCAUAAUUUGUAAAUGUUCAAAUUACAGCAGUAGAGCUCUACAAUCUUUCCACGUACCCCCUGGCAACAACAGAAGUUCUCCCUGGGGUACACGUACCCCUGGUUGGGAAACCUUGUGUUAAACGACAGAUAUUACUGUUUAUUAGAGAAGUGGAACCCUCUGGAAACCUAAAAAAUUACAUUCAAAUGGCAAUUUUUUCUUCUUCCAUUUUGAUAAAAUUGAUACAAACUCUUAAACUGUUGUAUUUUUUUGUUUUUACAUAAAGGUAACAACAAUGCUUAUCUAUUUUCUGCAGUGUUGAUAUUGGUAAGAAAGAGUUUUACUGAUGGCAAACCUUUGUGCUUGGGUUCUCA
Messenger RNA from Sander lucioperca (pikeperch), 4650 nucleotides. RefSeq names its product ATP/GTP binding protein-like 2 (gene agbl2). Gene Ontology annotation, biological process: proteolysis. The coding region runs from base 630 to 3710 and encodes 1026 amino acids. The transcript is spliced from 22 exons. Gene Ontology annotation, molecular function: zinc ion binding; metallocarboxypeptidase activity. NCBI's taxonomy places the organism in Eukaryota, Metazoa, Chordata, Actinopteri, Perciformes, Percidae. The record is from RefSeq and is a predicted model, not a curated record.